CACACUACACCCUAGCUACACACUUCAGCUGUGCGUGUGUCCUGGUCUUUUGUAACGUUGAGUCCUGUUUCAAACGUGGGACUCCUCUUAGGAGGGAGAAGGUCCUCUUUGUGGCCGAUGCACUCACACACACUCACACACACGUCUACACACAAGCAUGAUUUAGCCGCACAAACAUACACAACGUGAUUAUUGCGUCUCCGAAGCGUGUCAGUGUUUUAGCUUGCAUGUCGCUGUGUUGAUCGUAUAUGUGUUUAUAUACUUUAUAACCAAGACUAGCACAGACCUGUGGCCAAGGAACUUUUGGCUAUUGUCAAUGUUCUUGGAAACUUAUUGGAUAUCUAAUUCUGACUGUUUUCAUAACAUUUACUCCACAAGAACACGAUAAAUGUUUCAACAGCUUUAUAUUUGAGGUCAUCACCGUAGAGAAAAGCGAAUUUAAAAUUAAUUUCUAAUGGAUUAACCAGACUGCUAACAAUACAAUGACGCCAUAUGCAAUGUUCAGUCUUUUCUUUGUCAUAUUAAUUCCAGUCAGCGUCCAAACAGAUACUUGUCCAACAAAUCGGUUCGGUCCUGACUGUCGUUAUAUGUGUCAUUGCAAUACGAGUACAAAUUGCAUUGAUGGAGAUUGUCCUGGUGGAUGUGACGCUGAAUGGUUCGGUCCAAAAUGUCAAUACGCAAAUAUGAUUAAAAAAAUCAAAAGUGAUGGAUGCUUACAAAUAUCCAAUGGUGCUCUGAGCUACAAGCAUAAAUGGGACUAUUCGUACAUAUUUACAUGGAUGAGAAUAGAACUUAAGCAACUAGGCCAACCAACAGACGUGAGCGUUACUUUCCAGAACAAAGCUGAUGUCGUGAAAUGUAAAGAUCCCAUAUUUACUGUGAUCAACAACAGGACGUUUGAUCUACACUGCACUGACCUUGACCUGCUCAUAGAUAGUCUCGAAAUAAAUGCAUUCAAUCAAAAGCGAUUGUGCACUGUGGAAGUUAGUGGAGGACGAAACAUCGCACUCAACCAAACAACAAACCAGACAGGUUUUUAUGGCUUUGGUACAUCAGAGAAAGCUGUUGAUGGACGUAGAAAUAGUUCGUGGUAUAAUGAAAGCUGUACACAUACUAAUGUUGCACAUCCUUCAGUAGCCAGUUGGAGAGUUGACUUUAAUAAACCUUUUUACGUCAACAGAUAUGAUCUAUAUAACAGGAAUGAAAAUAAAGAUCGUCUGGCUAAUUUCACACUUCACAGUUACUCUCCAAAAGGCGAUAAUAUUUUUGAGUACAAAAACCUUGCUGGAGAGAUUAAGGAUAUUUACACUAUACCCAGCUCUUUAACAAAUCUGAUUUCAUUUGUAACAAUUUCCAAAACUCCGGCCGUUUUGAAAGAGAAUAUUUUAACUUUGUGUGAAGUAGAGAUUUUUGGUGAUAAUGAUUGCCAGGAUAAACACAAUUUUGGUUUAGAGUGUAAUGAAACAUGCAACUGUUUCAACCAAUCAGAGAAUUGUCUGGUCAGUACAGGAGGUUGUCCAUCUGGCUGUGCUGCAGGCUAUACUGGGGAAGGCUGUGCAACAAGCUGUGACUCUGGAACCUAUGGAAAAGAUUGUUCCUUUUCGUGCAACCCUAACUGUUUGAAGGAUACUUGCGACUCUAAAACAGGACAUUGUAUAGACGGAUGUAUUGAUGGAUACACCACUCCUUUUUGUAAUGAAACGUGUAGUCUUGGGACUUACGGCCAACGUUGUUCUAAAAAUUGCUCAGCCAAUUGUAUCAACGAAACAUGCUCUCCUGUUAAUGGUUCAUGUGACUGUAAGCCUGGAUUUCAAGGAAACACAUGUGACCAAGAAUGUAAUCCUGGAUCUUAUGGAAAUCAUUGUAAUCAGAAUUGCUCAGCCAACUGCGAUAACAACUGUUCUACAGUAGAUGGAUCAUGCAAAUGCAAACCUGGAUUUCAAGGAAAUCAUUGUAAUCGAGACUGUAAUCUUGGUUACUAUGGAGACCAAUGCUCUUUGCAAUGUUCCGCCAAUUGCAUUAAUACAUCAUGUAACAAUAUAAAUGGAUCUUGUAGCUGUGUACCUGGCUAUACAGGUGACAAGUGUGAUCAAGAGUGCCCUCAACAUACAUAUGGAGACAAUUGCUUAGAAAAUUGUAAUCUGACUUGUUUGAACACUGUAUGUAACAACGUUAAUGGACGAUGUAAAAAUGGAUGUAUACCUGGCAAAGAAGGGGACUUUUGCCAGUUUGAUUGUCAGUCUGGGAAGUAUGGCAAGAACUGUAAAGAGGACUGCUCUGUUACGUGUGGUGGGUAUGGUUUAUGUCAUCAAGUAUUUGGAAACUGUUCAGAGGGCUGUCAAGAUGGUUUUAAAGGAGAUAUGUGCUCUGAAGCUUUAUCUGCUGAUGAGGAUCAGUCAAAUGAUGCCGCUGUUGCUAUUCCUAUUGUGCUUGUACUACUUAUAAUAGUGGCCAUUUUACUUGGUGUAAUUUUUUGGAGAAGAAGGAAUGCAAAAAAAGCAGCUCAUGCACAGGAAGGAAAUCUUCAGAAAUUGACUAAUGUGGCAGCUGAAGACAAUCAAUUAGCCAGAAUAGAAGUUGAGACUGACUCUAAAGUAAACAAUGAUGUGGAGUACUACAACACAGCACUAGAAAUAGCUGACACACGAGUGCCUGUCGACAAGCUUCACAACUAUUUGAGAACUCACAAUAAAGCUUUUUUCAAAGAACAAUUUCUGAAAAUUCCCACCUCCACAAACUCACCAACUCAUAUUGGCUCUCUGGCAGAAAACAAAUUAAAAAAUAGAUAUAAAAAUAUAUUGCCGUAUGAUCACUGCAGAGUUCAUCUUAGCGUCAACACAGAGAAGAAACAUGGGGAUUACAUAAAUGCUUCCUUUGUCAAGAGUUACAGAAAGAAUGAAAAGUUUAUUGCCUCCCAAGGACCAAAUAAAGUUAUUCUAGAAGACUUUGUACGCAUGUUGUGGGAACAGAAAGUUGAUAAAGUGGUCAUGCUAACCAACUUAGUGGAAGAAGCAAAGCAAAAAUGUGAACAAUACUGGCCUAAAGAAGGUGAUGAAGAAAUUGGACAAUUUAGAUUACGGCUAAUAAAUACAGAAGUUUUUGCAGAUUGUGUAAUUAGGAAGCUUGAAAUUUCAGUGACAGGGGAAGCCACUCAUAACGUGACUCAAUAUCACUUUAUGUCAUGGCCAGACAAAGGUGUACCAGCAACAGCUUGGAGUUUAGUGGACUUUGAGCAAAGAGUGUCAUUUCACUUGACACAAAGGCCUAUUGUUGUACAUUGCAGUGCAGGUGUGGGCAGAACUGGAACAUUCAUUGCAUUACAUAAUGUCAUGUGUCAAGCAGAGGAUACAGGAUAUAUAGACUUCUUCCAGACUCUGAGCAAGCUACGAAGUGACAGGAUGUUAAUGAUACAAACUGCAGAGCAAUAUUUAUUCCUGCACAAAGCUGCACUGGUAGCAAUGCUCUGCAUCAAUACAACUGUUCAUCAGAAUGACAUUGGGGAACAUUUAAAACAGCUGGAAACAAAACUUGUAUCAGGAGAAACUCUUUUUGAAAAAGAAUUUAAGGCAAUCUGUGAUGUCUGUGCUGAAAACCAUGAUGAAGAUGAUGAUGAAGGAUCAGGAGGCAGUGCCUCAAGCACCUAUUUAAACAGCAGAAGUGUAAACAAUAGAGCAAAAAACAGAUUUAGUAAUAUCCUUCCAAAAGAUAGUUAUCGACCAUUCCUUCACAGUGAUAAUAAGGAGUACGGAGAUUACAUUAAUGCUGUUGCAUUGCCUAGCUUCACAAGAUUAAAUCAACAAUAUUUGACACAGCUGCCCUUGCCAAGUACUGUCAUAGAUUUCUGGCGUCUUGUUACCCAAAUGAAAGUUUCUCUCAUAAUUGCCUUUGACCUAGAUUUACAAGACACAGAUACAACUAUUGGGAAUUAUUUACCAUCCAGUAAAGGGCAGCAACAACAUUAUGGACCAGUCAUCGUAGAGACUUUGAACUUAAUCAAAGAAGAAUCUUGGGAAGAGUUAACUUUAACAGCAACUCUUCAAAAGAAAAGGAAAAAAUUGUCAACAUCAUCCACACACAAUGAGGAGACAACUGUGACUCACUUGAAAUUCACUGGCAAUGUUCAUGAUGGGGAGAAGCUCCUGAAGUUAAUUUCUUAUGCAAGAUCUCAUAGUGCUCAGAGAGUGGGAAAGGUUGUCUACACUUGCCGAAAUGGAGCUGAUCUGAGUGGCCUGGCUUGUGUUCUGUCCCUGCUUCUGGACAGAAUGGACCAUGAUCAUCACAUCACUGUACCUCUUGUUGUAGGUGCCUUAAAGACAGUGAGACCUCAGAUUAUACCAACAUUGGUUCAGUACAAACUGUUGUAUUCCAUACUUCAGCAGUACAGUCAAUGUAAUAACAUCUAUGGCAAUGUUGCCAGUGCCAACGUCAGUACGCAAAGCCGAAACCAAAAGGAAGAAGACAAUAACAUAUAUGCCAAUUCAUAAUUUGUUUGCCUAAAGCAUAAUCUGUAAAUGUUUAUUGAGCCUAUUUACUCACAAAGUAAUGAACAUUAGACUUACAAAAUACAAUUAUGGUUCAGAUAUUAAUGUGUGUAGGAAAUGGAAAAGGUGUUUAAAAUGUUACUCUCUUCAAAAAUCUACAAUAUUGUAAAUUACAUUAUAAGUCUUUAUCAGACUGUCAUGCUAUUGUCAUUUAGAAAGCAAUGCCAUUGGUAUUAUAUAUUAAUAAAAAAAAUUGGUUAUAAAAUGGUCUAUUGAAAGAAUCUUUAUCAGGAGCAAAACAAAAUAUUUAGUUUUAGUUUAAUUAUAUAAAUAGAUAUGUAAUAAUAAUUAGGCUUGUCUUCUAUGUAAAUUGAGGAGUGGAGUAUUUUAUGUGUCUAUGCAGCCCCAUCUGUGACUUACAUAUUUUGCCGCCAUCAGCACAGACAUAACCAUUGUCCAAAGGUGGUCAAUUUAUAUGUAUAUAUAAAUAUAUAUGUAUUGUUAAAGAGUUAUUAACUGUAAUAUCCUUUGAACCAUACUACCUGUUAUUUGUUAUUUGUAUUUAUUUUCUAGUCAUGCAUAAUGAUAGACUUUUUGACUAUUUUUAAAAAUAUACUUUUAAGGUUAGUAGAUAUUUGAAAAUUUAAUAACUGUUUUUGUAAGCAUUGUUAUUUAAUGAGAACAUAUCAUCGAAAAGUAACAUUAUUUCAAAUUUUUUAAAUAUUUUAAUGGUAUAGUAUUAUCUCAAUUAAGUGUAAUGUUCUUUUUAAUUCUAUUUUUUGUUCUUUUGUAGAUAAAACUAAAAUUAAGUAUGUAAAAUGUGUUAAUUUAUUUCACAAUGAUACAUUUCCUUUCAGUCUAAGAUUCCAGAAUUUUACAUGACAAUGAUAACCUCAUAUUAUACUUCAUAUUUCAUCACAUUUUAUGCAUAUGUAGUCAUCACUGGAGAUCAAAUGUAGUUGUUAUUUGCUUUUCAAAUUAUUUGCUGCAGUCUUUGUAAGUCAUUGGCUACCAAGUGAUUUCUUCUAUCCUCUUAAGGGAAAAUAUGAUGUCUUAUCUAAUCCUAAGAGCUUUGAAAAACUCUUGUACAAAGAUUUAUAAUUAUCAUUCAGUAUUUUUAUUAUUAUUUAAGUUAUAUUUUUUUAUUUAAUAAGUAAAGUAAAGCCUUAUAAUUUUAAUAUCAUUUUCCUAAUGUUUAUUUUAUUUUUUGAACAAUUUUUGCUUUCAGUAACAUCCACUCUAAAAAGCAAUGUUAUGUAUCAGACUUGAAUUUGGAAAGUAAUUUUUUACACACCAGUGCAUAGUCUGGCCACCCUUUCAUUUUUAAAAUUUGUAAAGUAAAUUAUUAUUUGUUUCGUUUUUCCUCCUGCAUUUUUGAGAAGCCAUAUUGCAUUCAUUGGUGGGAACCCACUGAUCAAAAUCAAGAUUGUUAGGUUGGUUGGUUGUUUAGUCAAGCUAUACUUUUUUGGCUUAAUUAGUCUUUGGAAAAAUCAAAAUGUAUUAUAUUUCUAAUGACAUUAUUCAGAUCAGAGCUGACUAUCAGACAACUGCAAAUUUUUUAAUUCAUUUAAUGUUUCAAAUUGGUUAAAUAUUUAUUUUCAAAUGUUCUUAUUAUAUUAUUAUUAUAUUAUCACUACAGUA
Messenger RNA from Biomphalaria glabrata, 6122 nucleotides. RefSeq lists its product as uncharacterized. The transcript is spliced from 32 exons. Gene Ontology annotation, molecular function: protein tyrosine phosphatase activity. Lineage: Eukaryota; Metazoa; Mollusca; Gastropoda; Planorbidae. The record is from RefSeq and is a predicted model, not a curated record. The coding region runs from base 483 to 4484 and encodes 1333 amino acids. Gene Ontology annotation, biological process: protein dephosphorylation.